AUGCUGCUCUCCCUCUCCCUCGUUACGUCCACCUUGCUCGCCAGCUCCUUCGCGCUCGGUUUGGCACAACACCACCACAGUGACAACACGUCGCACGUUCCGCCCCACGGUGGCUACAAGCUUCGCCUUGCUCGACGUUCGUUCAAGUUCGUAAAUGAUGGUGUGUUCGACAUGGUGUGAGUUGAUGCUGGCUGAACCGUCGUGGUUGGUGCGUGGAUCGGGGGUGGCUGCUUCGGCGCCGACAUUUGUGAGACCCGCCCACGAGGUCCGAGCCGCAUGGAGCAUUUUGUGAUGAGUGACUCAUGCCGUGCCCGGUGCCCAAAAUUCAUUUCAGAGCAUUCCAUAAAGAGGAUACCCGGAUUUCUCAGAAGUACACCAAAACGUUUCGAAACCGCCAAAUUAACUUAUCUGACGAGAAGAAAGCGGCUCAGGUUCGUCUUCGCGAAGAGGCCCUGUUCGAAGCCGCUCGAGCGAUCGAAAGACGAGCGCCGCCGCUUGAGGAGGUCAAGCGGCUGGCCCCCAGACGGGAACUUCGGCACCCGGAGAAAGGUCGGGGACACGUGCCUUUGAUUGAUGUGGGUGGGUUAUUGAUGAUAAGUAUACUGUGUAGUGUCCUGCACGAGAGACGGGUCUCAUUGAUCACCUCUGGCUCCAUACAUCGAAACCAGCUUUUGCCCACGGGUACGACGUUUCUUACGCAGGAUCUGCUUCAUUUGGAACGCCUGCUCAGCAUCUAAUGAUUGACUUUGACACUGGUUCGGGGGAGUAAGUCAUCGUAAAAUCGCCGGUCCCGAUUUCAGCCGCUCAAAUAACCUAGCCUUCUACAUCGUCCAGUGCUUGGGUCCUAGGACACCACGCCGUGACAAAACACCCGCACACCAAAUUUAACGCUCAAAAGUCUCGCACUUUCGCGCAAAGCGUGCAUCCGAACAAAUGGGGCGUGGUCUACGGUUCCGGAAGUCUGGAAGGCAUCUCGGUGAAAGACAGGGUGUCCGUCGGGGGCUACGUCAUUCCCGACCAACAAUUCGGAGUCGCGAAGAAAACCCUUGCCGUGCUCGAUGGGUUCAAGAUCGACGGUGUGAUGGGUCUCGCUUUCCCCGCUGUUUCAAGCAUGGAUGUCACCUCAUUCAUGGAGAACCUUAUCCAUGGAAAAGGCGAUCAUCCUCUUCCCCUUCCUGUCGCAAGUUUCCACCUUCAACGCGGUCACACAACCGGGGGUGAGAUGUGUCUCGGAUGCAUCGACGAUUCCAUGUUCAAAGGCGAGUUGAACUAUCUCCCUGUGAAGGAGACAGAGCUAUGGCAAGUCGAAUGCGACGGCCUGGUCAUCGGAAAUACCUUGAUCAAAGGGACCAAGAUGCUCGCGGCGCUCGAUACGGGAUCGGCGUUGAUGAAAGUCCCCACCCUGGUCGCGCAAAAUCUCGUCAAGCACCUGCCUGGCAGCAGCAAGCUUCGCUCCGACGGGACCAUUACGAUGCCGUGCAACUCGCACUCAGUGGAGUCCUUCGGUUUCUCGUUUGGUGGUCAAACGUAUAAGAUCCCGUUGGUCGAUAUUCAAAUGGGCAUCUAUGACGAAGCCGAUCCGAGCCAAUGCACGUUCGGCAUUUUCGCCGAUGAUCGAUUUCAAAAUUCGAAAGGAGAAUCGAUGGCUAUCCUAGGGGAUGCGUUCCUCAAGACGGUUUAUUCGGUCUUCAAUUAUUCGAAACAUGGUCAAGCUUCGAUUGGGAUCGCGCCUGUGAGGGACCAUGUAUAAUGAGCUCGACUCGCGUUGGAUAGCCUUGCGUUCUGUUCUUCAAAUUGGUCUUAUUCCGCGUCCUGGUGACUUUUUAUCGUAUUACAGGCUUGGAUCCUACUUACAAAAAGCUCUCAUAAUAUCAUCUCAUUUUCUUUAUCGCAUGCCCAGUGCUCCUUUUCACGAAUUUCUGAAAUGAUCCACUCAGCGCCCCACCGGUUCGAGGAGUUGCGGCAUUCGGGUGAUAAAGGGAAGGACACCAAACUCGUCUACAUCAACACAAAAUCUCGGACUCGCCGAGAAGAGGACGGUCUCCGUCAAUAAAAAAUUGGUUAUCGACGGAUUGAUGGGAAUCACCUUUCUCGACUUGACGGGGAUAGUUGGCGUCGGUUUCUUCAUGGAGAACCUCAUCGGAGGCAAAGGGAACCGUACGCUUCCUCUCCCCGUCGUCAGUAGGGUCAGCCGCCAUCUUCAACGCAACAUCAAACACGGCAGCGAGGUGUGUUUUGAUUGCAUUGACAGUUCAAAGUACGAAGGCACGCUGAAAUACGCAAUUUGA
Messenger RNA from Microbotryum saponariae, 2288 nucleotides. The record is from the annotation of a GenBank genome assembly. Lineage: Eukaryota; Fungi; Basidiomycota; Microbotryomycetes; Microbotryales; Microbotryaceae.